Messenger RNA from Dendrobium catenatum, 1495 nucleotides. RefSeq names its product phytoene synthase 2, chloroplastic. Lineage: Eukaryota; Viridiplantae; Streptophyta; Magnoliopsida; Asparagales; Orchidaceae. Gene Ontology annotation, molecular function: geranylgeranyl diphosphate synthase activity. The transcript is spliced from 6 exons. Bases 220 to 1395 code for a protein of 391 amino acids. The record is from RefSeq and is a predicted model, not a curated record. Gene Ontology annotation, biological process: carotenoid biosynthetic process.
AUAACAUUUAGAUUUGUUCACGGCCUAUUAGGACAAUUACUUGAGUACCUUGACCACCGGAUUCCUCUGCCUUAUACUGUUCCGCGGAUAAGACUACCAGGUACCAGUCGCAACGGCCGGCAAAAAGGUGGCGGCGACGGCCCUCACAAAAAAAUAAAUAAAGCAAUCUUCUCCCCAAUACGACGAACUAAAAGAAAACUGAAGAAGUAGAAAAAAAAAAUGGCUAGCUUUGUAUGUCGGGUUUCUUCCUCAGAGGAGAAAGUACAGAGCUUGAUUCUGCAGAGCAAAUGGAGUUGUCAGAGGAGGAGAAAGCGACGGCAAUGGAUGGCCUUCCCCUCUGCUUCGCUUGCGAUUCCGACAGAAACUUCCCCUAUGAGAUCUUCGCAGGAGAUGAUCCACGAUGUGGUUAUAAAGCAGGCGGCUUUAGCUAGAGAAACCUUUCAGUGGAACAGAAGAGCUUCUUCCACCGCUAAGCUAUCAACUCCGGCGAGCUGCAACAUGCUAAGCGCCGCCUAUGAAAGGUGCGGCGAGGUCUGUGCGGAGUAUGCAAAGACUUUCUAUUUGGGAACAAUGCUUAUGACUGAAGAGAGGAGAAGAGCAAUUUGGGCAAUCUAUGUUUGGUGCAGAAGAACUGAUGAACUAGUUGAUGGCCCAAAUUCUAGUCAUACAACACCCAUGGCCCUCGACCGAUGGGAGAAAAGACUCACCGAUCUCUUCGAAGGCCGUCCAUACGAUCUAUUUGAUUUUGCACUUUCAGACACAGUUGCAAGAUUCCCCAUUGAUAUACAGCCAUUCAAGGACAUGAUUGAAGGAAUGAAACAAGAUUUAACAAAAUCAAAAUAUUUGACCUUUGAUGAGCUAUAUCUAUACUGUUAUUACGUAGCUGGGACUGUAGGACUAAUGAGUGUUCCAGUUAUGGGUAUUGCCCCGAACUCGAAGGCCUCGAUCGCGAGCAUUUAUAAUGCUGCUUUAGCCCUUGGGGUUGCUAAUCAGCUCACAAACAUUCUUAGGGAUGUUGGAGAAGAUGCUAGUAGGGGAAGAAUAUACCUUCCACAAGUUGAGCUUGAAUCUGCAGGUUUAUCAGAAAAUGAUAUAUUUGAAAUGAAGGUUACUGAUAAAUGGAGAAGCUUUAUGAAGGGACAAAUUCAGCGUGCGAGAAUGUUCUUCAAUGAGGCCGAGAAGGGCAUUGCAGAGCUUGAUUCAGCUAGUCGAUGGCCGGUUUCAACUUCUCUGAUACUGUACAGGCAGAUAUUAGAUGCUAUAGAAGCAAACGAUUACAACAAUUUCACAAAGCGUGCAUAUGUAGGAAAGGCAAAGAAAAUUCUCUCAUUGCCUGUAGCCUAUGCAGCAACACUUUUUGAUCAUUCCAACCGAAUUAACAAAGCAAGAACUUGAUGCUACUGAAUCAAAGUUUUGGGCUUUUUUACCUUCAAUCCUCUGUUGUAUAUCGUAAAGAUUUGUACAGUCAAUAUGCUAAAUGUUGUUUUGAUGAUUU